AUGCAGGAGGCCGAAACUUUUGAUGAAACCUUAGAUAUCGGAGAGGACGAGGCCCCUUAUCUCGUGCCACGUCUUUCCGCUUACUCCCCUCCUGAGGCGAUGGAGGAAAGGGAAAUUGGGAUGGAUAGCAGCGUCCAUGAUACCGAGAACGACAGCGAUUCAGACGAAAGUAAACUAGGCACCACAUCGCAGGACGAACGGCUGGCGGAGGCAGAUGAAAUAAUCUCAGAGAAUUCGAAUGAAAAGGAAUAUACCAAUCUUCAUGAAGCACGCGAAACGACAGCGGAGGUUUCGAUGCCGAUCGGUGGUGAUGAGUGUUUAAAAUCUGCUGAACAGAUGCCUGUUGAUGAAACCCUUUCCAUGAACUGUGAAAGGGUUGAGGAGGCGACGUAUGAUGUGGAUGAUGGUUCGUCUGCGUUUGACACGAACGACGCUCCCUCCCAGUGCCCCACCGGCGGCGAGCGGCCGCGAGCCGACGAAAACGACGACGGUAGUCCGGAUGUUUCGUUUUCUGCAAGGGCCACCGCCGCGGCGCGGGUGGACUGGACGGCGCUUUUCCCACUAAAUAGGGUGCGCGAGAUCCUGCGGUGUGAGGGCGGCAGCUCCAUCAUAUCAAGGGAGGCUGCAAACGCCGCCGGCGAGGCGGCGGCGCUGUUGCUUCGGGAUAUGGCCAAAGCCGCCGCCGGUGAGGCGGUCCGUAGCGGGCGCAAGACGAUCACUUACGAUGACGUUUCCCGCCUCGCUCAGCUUUUUGAUCGGUUUUCCUUCCUUCUGGAUGUCAUCCCACCCGCCACGACGGCGAAUCUUAACCCCGUGAACUCAUCCCACGCGGACCGAAAGCACCGUGUAUCCAAGCGGAAGAGCAUGAUGAAACCCGGGAUGCCUGUCAAAGUGUCUGAGGCGUUGCCAGAGCGAAGCGUGAAUAUUCAGAAAGAUGGGACCCUACUAGGGUGCACAAAGUUAGGCGAGGGGAGUUUUAAGACCGCCACACUGCAUGCAAGCCACGCAUCUGUCGGGAUAGGGUCACUGGAUCAUAAAAAGCAACGGUUUUAA
This is a messenger RNA of Phytomonas sp. EM1, 1053 nucleotides long. The record is from the annotation of a GenBank genome assembly. Lineage: Eukaryota; Euglenozoa; Kinetoplastea; Trypanosomatida; Trypanosomatidae.